CGGUACCGUUAUGUAGUUUUUUUUUUAUUUUUAUAAAUAAAUUGUACAGUUUGAUGAUUGGUGAUUUUAUUUUUCCCACCAUAAUUCAACUAUUUAAUAAUAAAAACAGACUGGCCUUAUAAAUAAAAUAAAAAUAAAAAAUAAAAUGUCUUCAGUCAAAGCCGAGUUCAAUAACUUUCUAGAAACUCCCAAAGUUUGUCCAAAUACAUCUUUCGAGUCCUUCUAUUCUUCAUUAAAUGAUAAAAAUUCUUCCAACAAUCAAGUUUGUUAUAAAAAGAAACAACAAAACUUUGUUACUACUUUAUUUUAUUUGCAGAAAUCAGAAAAUUUAAUUUGGUGCAAUGAAUAUUCAAAUGAUAUUCUAGCUUCGUUGAAAGAGUCUGAAAAACGUCGUCGUAAAAUUGAUUACAAGUCCAGACAGACAUCACAUAGACCUAUUCUAUUAAUGUUAAUGGAAAUCGCAGCUUCUCGCUUAUCAUUGAGCCGAACAACACUCCAUCUAGUUAGAGCAUUUGAAAUUUUAGGUGUUUACCUCUUGGAUGGAUUCAUGGACACCUAUACAAUUUCUCUAGAAAAAUUGAAUGCAUCUGCAUUGAUGUGUCUCCUUAUAGCUGCUAAAAUCGAAGAAGCUGAUCUCAAUAUUCCAAAGUUUGCACAAUUAAAUGAUCUUGUUGGUGGAGUCUAUUCGAAUCAAGAUUUCAAAGUAGUUGAGAAAAAGAUCAUUUCAACUUUCGAAUAUGAUUUCCUUUAUCCAACUGCGGCGGCUUUUGUCGAAAGCUAUUCCAACCAGUUGAUUUCCUAUCAAGACUAUCUGUGCCAUCAAAUUCAUCGUUCAAAUACACGCUCAAGUGUAUUUUCAACUUAUGAUUUAAUGAUGCAGGACAGCACAGAAGUUCUCUUCAACGUAUUGGACAUCUCGUUACAUGAUAAAAGACUUGUAAAUUAUACACCCUCGGUAGUGGGUGCAGCUUGUUUGGCUGCAACGCGUUCUAUAAAAAAAAUUCAGCCGGUCUGGACAGAGAGGCUCAUUCAAUUGACUGGUUAUAAUUUUGAGAAAAUCGAACCAUACGCAGAGGUUUUGGAAUUAUUGUAUUUGUCACAUCAUGCCCAAAAGCCAGAAAACAUUUGCGAUAGUCCGGAUUCUGGGAUCGCUUCCGAUCGCAAAUCGGACUCAGAUUCAGAAGAAGAUGAUUAUGAUGUGGUCGAAUAUCAUCCGGCUGUAAAACGGCGUAGGAUAUUUGAGUAAGAAUAAAUAUGAUCAUUUCUCCUCCUCUCAUUGUAAAAUAAGAUUUUUUUUUUGUUGUUAAAAUUAAAAAAAAAAAGAAAACAAAAUUAAAAACAAUUUAAAUUGUUAUGUAAAAGAUGCUAUUUUUGAAAAAUACAAAGUUUAUUUAUUUUCAAAAACAAA
This is a messenger RNA of Episyrphus balteatus (marmalade hoverfly), 1408 nucleotides long. It is a transcript of the gene CycJ, whose product is annotated as cyclin-J. Gene Ontology annotation, cellular component: cyclin-dependent protein kinase holoenzyme complex; cytoplasm; nucleus. NCBI's taxonomy places the organism in Eukaryota, Metazoa, Arthropoda, Insecta, Diptera, Syrphidae. The transcript is spliced from 3 exons. Gene Ontology annotation, biological process: mitotic cell cycle phase transition; regulation of cyclin-dependent protein serine/threonine kinase activity. Gene Ontology annotation, molecular function: cyclin-dependent protein serine/threonine kinase regulator activity. The record is from RefSeq and is a predicted model, not a curated record. Bases 146 to 1246 code for a protein of 366 amino acids.